Molecule: messenger RNA, 651 nt
Organism: Botrytis sinoallii
Lineage: Eukaryota; Fungi; Ascomycota; Leotiomycetes; Helotiales; Sclerotiniaceae
Exons: 4
Coding region: 1-651 (216 amino acids)
Source: RefSeq, a predicted model, not a curated record
AUGGCGCCCGCACCACCCCCACAAACAAGCGCCUCAAGCCUCCUCAACCCACCUGCAUCCAUCACAACACUCCUCCCCCUCACCGUCGCCAAAGCCAUCGAAACCGCCUCCGCCACCAGAAUCCCCUCUAUCGAAAUCCUCCCUCCAAAAUCCACUUCCGCCCCCAAAAGCAUCCCCAUCUCCACAUUCUCCACCUCCAUCAUAUCCAAAACCAGUUCUACCAUCUCUAGCACCGCCACCGCAUCAGCAACAUCUACCGCCGAUAAAGGAGUAUUUACUCGUCCUUCUGGGAGUCUUACUGCGAUCAUCACGUAUGCGGAAGAGGAAGGAGAGGAAGGAGUUGGAGAGGGAGAGGGGGAUUUGGAGCGCGAGAGGGUGAGACAGAUGAGGGAGAGGGAGGCGAUUGAGAUGGCGGGAAGGAUGAGGGAGAGGAGUAGGGAGAGGAUGAGGGAGGAUGGCUGGGAGGAUGGCUGGGAGGAUGUGCUUUUGCAUGGGAGACAUAAGGAAACCUCAGAGUAUAGGAGUUUAUUGGUAGGUAAGAAAGAAGAGGAGGGAACCGUUAUUGCUAAAGACCCGAGAUUGCUUCGAGUUGUAUUGAUGCGAUAUGAAUUGUUUGAUGUGAACGCAACAUGUUCAAAUUUUGACAUUUAA